Nerophis lumbriciformis (worm pipefish) is the source of this 3266-nucleotide messenger RNA. The record is from RefSeq and is a predicted model, not a curated record. NCBI's taxonomy places the organism in Eukaryota, Metazoa, Chordata, Actinopteri, Syngnathiformes, Syngnathidae.
CGGAAGUUGAAAGUAGCUGCGCGAAUAGAAGCUAGAAGCAAAACGGUGUCAUGAAGUCAUUUUUAUCGCGUUUAUUACCGCGUUUCUUCUUCAUUUCGUACGCACUACAGCCUACUAACAUAGUUAACACGCAUUCUACGUGGCGUGGACGAUUUGUCGCCACGUCACUUCGAUGCUAGCUUAGCUUGCUAGCUGCUAAACAAAACGAAGCGGAAGUGAUCGACACGUCGCUAAAGUGUUGUGAUUGUGUGAAAAUGUGCAAAGUAGAAAUGCUGAGAGUGUUGGUGAAGCAGCGACUAACUGCUGCUGUGGAAGAAAUAUUUGUAGUGUUAGAAAGAACGAUAGCAGAAUACGAGGAGGAACUUUCUAGAACAAAAGAGGAGAACGAGCGACAACGUCAACUACUGGACGCUCUUUUCAACAAACAUCAACAAACAGGUUUGUUUACUUCUCACUCUAAAAUGUGAACUGACUUUAUAUUUGAUCAUGGCAACUGUUCCUUAAACGCCUUUUUUUCUUUACGUGUUUACACAUGAACAAGAACGCUUUAGACGUCUAUGAUACACCAAUAUUUAGGAGAGAAAAUAUGCAUUCAUUGGGUUUAUUUCAUCGGGAAAAUUAUGUUGGAUGAACACAUCUUACUUUCUACAACACUUUGGUCAGAGCUAAUUGAAUUAGGGGGGAAAACAGCCCAAAAUGUGAAAAAUGCCGAAAAUGAUCAAAAUUCCACAAGUCCCACGAGGAGCCAGAAUGGCCAAAAUGUCAAAAAAAAAUAGACCCAGGAAUGACGCACAGGGAAGCAGGGAAGAAAAGGGGGUAAACGGCCAUAAAUGUGGAAAAAAUGCCGAAAAUGAUGAAAAAUACCUAGCCAAAAUGCCAAAAAUUAUGAAAAGAAUCUAGCCAAAAUGCCCAAAAUGAUAAAAAAUACCUAGCCAAAAUGUCAAAAAUACACCCAAGAAUGACGCACAGGGAAGAGAAGAAGAAAAGGGGGUAAACGGCCAUAAAUGUGACAAAAUGCUGAAAAUAAUGAAAAAUACCUAGCCCAAAUGCCAAAAAUUAUGAAAAAAUACCUAGCCAAAAUGCCCAAAAUAAUAAAUAAAAAAAAAACCUAACCAAAAUGCCCAAUACGAUAAAAAAUACCUAGCCAAAAUGCUCAAAAUGUCAAAAAUACACCCAGGAUUGACGCACAGGGAAGCGGGGAAGAAAAAGGGGAAAACGGCCAUAAAUGUGAAAAAAUGCCGAUUAUUAUCAAAAAUACCUAGCCAAAAUGCUAAAAAUGCCCAUGUGGCUAAGUGUGCGUGUAAAGUGUUGUGAUUGUGUGAAAAUGUGCAAAGUAGAAAUGCUGAGAGUGUUGGUGAAGCAGCGACUAACUGCUGCCGUGGAAGAAAUAUUUGUAGUGUUAGAAAGAACGAUAGCAGAAUACGAGGAGGAACUUUCUAGAACAAAAGAGGAGAACGAGCGACAACGUCAACUACUGGACGCUCUUUUCAACAAACAUCAACAAACAGUCAGUGGAGAACAUCUUCCUCCUGAGCGGCAGGAGUGGAGCUCCUGGACGGAGCUGGAGGAGCCACAGCCCCCCCACUUUAAAGAGGAACAAGAGGAUGACAGCAUCAGUCUGGAUGGAGAGCAUCUCGAAGGACUGGAGGAAUUGCCGGUGAUUCGUGUUGUCGUGAAGAGUGAAGAUGAUGAGGUCAAAGGUGAAAGUGAGGAGAAGAGAGAGGCGGAGAGACCAAGCAGCAGCUCAACUCAACACACGACAACAGAAGGUGAUGGUGGAGGAUCACAAGCAGACUUAGCUCCACUGUCAGAUGGUGACGACACAACGUCACACCCUCCUGACACCGAUGAGGAAGACUCUAAAGCUGCUCAGACACGUCACACUGACAACACACACUUGAAAUGCUCUCAGUGUGACAAAACUUUUGGCGACAAGUCGUCUUUGACAAGACACAUGAGGAUCCACUCAGGGGAAAAACCAUUUACUUGCGCAGUUUGUAGCAAAAGCUUCAAACUGAAGGACACUUUGAUCAGGCACACGAGGAUACACACCGGUGAAAAACCAUUUGGCUGCUCAGUUUGCGGCAAAAGAUUCUCUAUAAGGGGAAAUUUUAUAACGCACACCAGAACGCACACGGGAGAAAAACCAUACGCGUGCUCAUUCUGCAACGCGGGUUUCCGUGCUCGUCCGGCGUUGGUCAAACACUUGAGAACGCACACCGGGGAGAAACCUUUCAUCUGUGCAGUUUGCGGCGAAAGGUUCUCUCAAAAGGAGACAUUAAAUAGACAUUCAAGAACCCACUCUGGGGAGAAACCUUUUACCUGCUUAAUAUGCGGUAAAACCUUCUCCAUAAAAGGACAAUUGAUAGCGCACACAAGAACUCACACAGGAGAGAAACCUUUCACCUGCACGUUCUGCGGCAAAACAUUCUCUCUUAAGGGGAAUUUAAUACGUCACGCAAGGACGCACACGGGGGAGAAGCCCUUUUCCUGCCCAGUCUGCAACAAAAGUUUUACCGAUGGCUCGGGAUUGAUUAUUCACAGGAGGACGCACACGGGGGAAAAACCUUUUCCCUGCUCGGUUUGCGGUCAAAGAUUUGCCGUCAAAGGGCAUUUGAUAACACACACAAGAACACACACCGGGGAAAAGCCGUUUUCAUGCUUGGUGUGCAACACAGAUUUUAGUUCUCAUUCAGGACUGGCCCAACACAUGCACAAACACAGCUGAGAGGACUGAAGGGCGAUUAUCGCCGUCUUGUACGCAUACUACAACCCUUGCAAAUGUGGAUUGUGUGUCCGCUAACAUCAACACGUGUGUAGACACAUGUUGAAGACAACGCCAUCACUCGGAUGGUCAAUGAUUCAUUUUUAGAUAACGACAAUUUCAUUCUAUUCUGCAUGCAGGAAUUUCAUUGGCUUGUGGAAAGUAAAUGUUUGCAGUCUAAGACUUGUAUAAACCUCCAGCAUGUGCUUUGAUACUGCAUUUACUUGUGUUCGUCAUGUGCAACAUGGUCAAAUAUUCCUUCAUCAUUAGGACAUGUCGUCUAUUUCUCACCGUAUCGUCCCACAGCGUACCCUUCCAAGCUAUAAAUACCCGUAUUUUCCGCACCAUAAGGCGCCCUGGGUUAUAAGCCGCGCCUUCAAUGAACGGCAUAUUUCAAAACUUUGUCCACCUAUAAGCCGCCCCGUGUUGUAAGCCGCAUCUAACUGCGCUAAAGGAAUGUCAAAAAAACAGUCAGAUAGGUCAGUCAAACUUUAAUAAUAUA